Nylanderia fulva is the source of this 3402-nucleotide messenger RNA. RefSeq names its product FK506-binding protein 15. The record is from RefSeq and is a predicted model, not a curated record. NCBI's taxonomy places the organism in Eukaryota, Metazoa, Arthropoda, Insecta, Hymenoptera, Formicidae.
AAUAGAUUUAAAUUGAAAGAUUAUUAUCCAAAAUAAACACAUGGCUGAUGAGUACCUUCCAAAAUCCAACUGGAUAUAUAAGUUUGCCUAGAACAUCAUCAGGAGUAGCUGCUAUUAUAUCUGGUUUACAACCAUAAAUAUUAAGACGCUGCAUAGCGGCAUGUGUGACCUGAUCCUUUGUUUGACUACUUAACAUUAGAGCUAUCAAUGAUUGAUAUCUGGAUACCGAUGGACUGGCAUUAGGAUCUGCACAUUUGUGACAACCCAUAUCGUCAACCGGGGCUGUCUUAUGCUUCCUCAUUUCUUUGACAUUUUUCAAAAUAAUCUCCCAAUUCGGUGGCAUCCAUCGAUUCUCAUCCUUGAUGUUAUUCAAAUCCACCGACUGUUCUGCAUUCUCAUUUUUAAUUUCGCAUUCUUCGGUUUUGACAGUUUUCAGCAUCGAUGAUUCUUUGACAUUUUCGCUCUUUACUUCGACAGCUGGUGCUGCAGGAGUACUUUUAACAUUUGUCUUAUCCUCUUCAGCAUCGUACUCGAUCUUGAUCGGCAAACGUUUCUUCGUACCGGUUUUUGAUUUCCUCUCAUCAUCGAAGUAAGGUGAUGUUUUUUCUGAGGAGUCUGCGAGAGUUUUUCCCGAACGUAAGGCUCUCGAGGUCGAGAUGACACCCAGUUUCAAUCUUUUACUCAUUUUAUCGGGUUUGACAUAUCAUUAUCAAUAUUGAUGUUAAACAAAAUUAACUUUUUUCGCGCGAUAGAUAGACGCAUGUGAUCAGUUUCUUCCGAGAAACAUGAGUUAAAGCUUGCACGUGCGCACGCGCUAAUCUUGCAAAGUCCAUCUUUUUUAUAACCUCAUCUAAAGUUCAUCAGAAGCUUUGUGGUAAAUUGUGUUACAUAGCUUCGAGCAUCUUCGCAAAAAUAAGGGAAAAAGGAAAAUUACGAAAUACGUAUGUAUAUGAUUUUGGAUAGAGUGAAAUAAGUGAUGAUUUGUGUAUCAAGUGACAAGAUGUCAUCACGACGUAUUGUUGUUGUUUUGUUACAUGUGUAAUUAAAGUGCAUAAAAUUCCUUUAAUCAUGAGCGCGCAGAAUCAAUUACCAAAUCUCGACAAGAUCUUUCGAGACGAUGACGAGCCUGACUUUGUACCUUCAGGAGGAUCUAAUCUGGCUGCCAUUUUUGGGCUACAAUCAAAACUUGGAGAUUCUCAGUCUACUAAACAAACAGCUCCUAAAAAGAAUAAUACUCGAUAUAAUAUACAACAAACUGCACCGUCUUCUAAGACAGAAAUCCUAAUAGCUAAAGCUGUACAUGCUUUCAAAUUGCAAAAUGGUCAAUAUGUUUCUAUUGGAAAGCUCGGUUUAGCAUUGACAGGCAAUGUAACAACGAGAUUAUAUCAGAUAAUUGUAUACAGGAGUAAACAAGAAUAUGUAUCUGUUGCCACAGUGACACGCGACUUUUUGUAUACUGUACAAGCAAACAAUUAUGCCAGUUAUUAUGAUAAUAACAAUGAGAAUUGGUCUAUUUUAUUCGAGAAUAAUGAGAGCUAUCUAGAGUUUGCAAUAGAAAUGGGAUUAGCACGUUAUUUUGCAGUACAAGAGAAAGGAGAAAGUGUGAUUUACCAAGAUUUAGUACCAGCAAGCAAUAAAGAUACAAUUGCAAAAGAAGGAGACAAUAUAUGCAUCAAAUAUUUUGUGGAAACUGAGAUAGUACAACCUUUUAAGACAAAUUUUGUAAUGUCGCAAAUGAUGACUGUAGAAAUAUCAACAGAUGACAAUUGGGAGAGAGUUCUUCUGGGUAGUAGCAAAGGUUUGAAAAGAGUUUUGUUCUUACCUCCUAGCAAACAGAUUAGUUUAGGUCCUGGAUUUCCAAAAGAGAGAGAUAUUAUUCUGAUAAUAGAAAUAAACGAUAUCAAAGUACCAGAAGAAAAUCUGCCUACACCUAAAAUUUCGACAAGUGGAAAAGCUGCCAUAAUAUCAAGGAUGGCUAAAAUGGGUCAGUCUAUUUUACCAAAAAUGACUCUACCUUCCACUACUGAUUCUGAAGAUACUGAGGAUGACGUACCUCAUAAAUCUCCUCGCCAGAAAAGGAUCGAGCAAUCAGAAGGAAUUUUACAAAAGAAAAAUGUGCAUGAGUCAUCAGAAGAAGACAAAGCCAUUGAUAAAGUUGUGGAGCCAAGAACUGAACCUGUGCCUUCUGUAAACUUUAAUACUUACAAGCCAACAGUUGCAUCUCCAUUAACACCACAAUGGACUUCUCCAUUUCUUCCUGGUCAUUAUAUAACGAUGGACAAUCAGAUGUAUCCGAUAUCACAAACUGUAAAUCGUACAAUACCAACUCCUAUAGAUCCUGGAAUUAAUAUGUUGCUAUCAGAGACAAGGAUAACAAAUGCGGAAAUACGAAUGGGGAUGUCCAAGAUAUCUGACAAUGUUCAGAAAUUAUUAGAUAAGUUCCAUGCACUUGAGCUUCAAAAUGCAACAACUCCUACAAGUGAUAAAGCAACUUUGGAUAUCUCUAGGAAAAUGUUUUUAACUCUUAAUGCAUCUCAAGCAGGUGUAAAGGAAAAUGAAUCAUCACAGAGUACUGAUAAAAAUAUGUUAAAUGAAAUAAUUUGGGAAGCAGUACAGAGCAAAAUAAGUGCUUUGGAAGAUCAUUUAAAAAAAACAAAAGAGGAAAAUGAAUCUUUGUUUAAAAUUAAUGAGAAUAUGAUCAGAACAUUGCAAAAAUAUGAAACGAAACUAAGCAAUACAAAGGACGAGUUGAAAAAAAGCAAGGAAGCCUUAGAAGAAGCUCAAAAUACAAUUAAACAAUGUAAAGAAAAAAAUGCUAGUUUAGAAAAUAGGCUUUCUAAUAAAGAGCAUUUUUGCCAAUCUGAUGCACAUCUGAUGACAUCUUUGAGACAACAAGAUAAAAAGAACAAAGAAAUUAAGCAAAUAAUGAACAAAACGUAUCAUACAUUAUCAGAAAGAUUCGCGGAUGAAUCAUGUUCUGAACUAUCCUUUGAUUAUGUAAAGGCAACUAUUGCAAGCACAAUAAAGCACAUUACUUUAGAAGUAUUAUAUGAAGACUCUGAUGAAGAAGAUGUAGAAUCUAAGAUAAAUAAGACUAUAGAUUCUGCAGUCAAAACUAUUAAUCAACAACAAACUGAUUGUGAGAGAGUAUUAAACGCACCUAGUGAUAAUGAUCUCACGGUAAAACGAACCGAAACUUCAAGAUCUACGAUCAUGCCUGUAUUUGAAAACGAACCACCACCUGUUCCACUAGAUGGCAUCGAUGAAGUUGAUAGUGACUGAUUGGUUUUUAAUGUUGAUUUUUUAAUUUGUUAUUAUUUCAUGCUCCAAAAAAAUAUUAUAUAUAUAUGGAGGCCAGCUAAGCAUUUUUACCCAAAGAAUAGAUCUUGUUUAGGAAAUACA